Messenger RNA from Jatropha curcas, 860 nucleotides. Its product is annotated as protein PLANT CADMIUM RESISTANCE 2. NCBI's taxonomy places the organism in Eukaryota, Viridiplantae, Streptophyta, Magnoliopsida, Malpighiales, Euphorbiaceae. The record is from RefSeq and is a predicted model, not a curated record.
AAAAAAAAAAAAAAAAAAAUAUCAUGCCGGCUGCUUGGUUACGACUAAACUUCGCACAUGUACUUGUAUAGCCCUUUAGACCACAAAACAAUUCAUUGCUUAUAUUUCUGCUGCCUUUCUUCAUUGCAUAGAAUUUUCGAUCCAUCACCAAUAUCAAUUAGUAAGCAGCAUGUCCAUAAACCCACCAAAUCAGGACUCCUACGACAAGGUACGGGCCACCGGUGUUCCGGUGAAUCCUCAACCUCCCCUCCAUCAACACCACCAUGCACUUGAAGGAGGCUGGUCCUCAGGCCUUUGUGGUUGCUGCUCCGACGUCAAAAAUUGCUGUAUAACAUUCUGGUGCCCCUGCAUCACUUUCGGACAGAUUGCUGAAAUUGUAGACAAGGGAGCAACAUCCUGUGCAACUAGUGGAGCUCUCUAUGGGCUACUUGCAUGUUUUACUGGUUGUGCCUGCAUUUAUUCUUGCUUCUACAGAUCUAAACUAAGAAAGCAAUAUAUGCUACAAGAGAGGCCUUGUAAUGAUUGUCUGGUUCAUUGUUGCUGCGAGACUUGUGCCCUUUGUCAAGAAUACAGAGAGCUCCAAAGCCGCGGAUUCGACAUGUCUAUCGGGUGGCAUGAAAAUGCACAGAGAAUGGCUGCAACUCCGGCUACGGCACCGGUGUUCGACGGAGUCAUGAAUCGAUAGAAUUGAUUAUCUACUUCCAUUCGUGGUUAAUCAUAUGUUAAUUAUAGUGUGAAUAGUAUAACUUAAGGCUCAAAAUCAUGUUUGUCAUGGGAAUCCUUAUCACGAUUGUGAAUUUGUGAUCAUUUUCAACGUCGUCACUGUUUUUUAAUUUGUCUUUUUUUUUUUUUUUUGCUCA